Messenger RNA from Andrographis paniculata, 3804 nucleotides. Its product is annotated as leucine-rich repeat extensin-like protein 3. NCBI's taxonomy places the organism in Eukaryota, Viridiplantae, Streptophyta, Magnoliopsida, Lamiales, Acanthaceae. Gene Ontology annotation, molecular function: protein binding. The coding region runs from base 613 to 3150 and encodes 845 amino acids. The transcript has 2 exons. The record is from RefSeq and is a predicted model, not a curated record.
GGAGAGAAAAGAAAGAGUCAACUAUACACAGGAAAAUGGAUAUUUAAUUUAAGCAACUUCAAUCAUCCAACACAUCAACCAUGGCUUAAUUAUAUCUUACGCCAUGCCAUUAUUGCAGUUUGAUCAUUUUCUUUAUAUCUGUACAUUUGUUCAUCCAUCAAUAAUGAUAUUAGAGAAACUAGCAGUAAUAGUAGGUUCCCUUGUAGGACCACAAUGCAAGUUUGGGUUUCCGUGUCUACCAAUAAUUCAUUAUAAGGACAAAGAGAACAGCCUCAUUGGACCACGUGGAGUGGAUGGAUAUGAACGUGACGAUGCCUGCUGUAGUUGGGGAAAGAAGAAAUGAAUACUUGGAAAAAAAAAGGGUGAACUGGAAUUGGCAUUUUGUGGUGGAUAAUUGAAAUUUGAGAUGACAAAUCACCUUACUGACUAGGACGUGUCUCCUUUAUCAUCUUCUUCAGUUUGUAGUGCUUCUUGGAAGCUCCCGGACUCCAAGACCAGAUUAAUCAACACCGUCAAUCUUAUACAAUCAACGGUGUCGAUCUGUCCGGAGUCCGAAAGCCUUCUAGAAUCCCCUGAUUCACCUUGACCUCCAAAUCCUGUGGUGCCAGAAGUAUGGUGCAUGGAGGGCUUCGGCAGCUUCUUCUUCCUCAGCCAUCCAACACUAUGAGAUGCCAAAGCUGCCCUAUAAGCAACAUCUGCCCUUUCAGGUUUGCUAUGCUGCUAAUUAAUGCAAAUAACUCGUCGGAAAUGAAGGGCCUGACCUGUUUUCUCUUCCUCUUCCUCCUCCUCCUCCUCAGCUAUGCCAUUUCUGGAACCAAAGCAACUCCUGCAGAUCAACACAGGACUGAUAAUGCCGAUGUCAAUUUUGAGUUCCCGAAUCCCCGGCUGAAAAUGGCUUACAUUGGCCUUCAGGCGUGGAAGAAGACGAUCCACUCCGAUCCCUUGAAUUUCACCACCAAUUGGGUUGGCCCCGAUGUGUGCUCCUACAAGGGGGUGUUUUGCACUCAGGCGCUCGACAAUGCCACCAUCACGGUGGUUGCUGGCGUCGACCUCAACAAUGGCGACAUUGCCGGGGCCAUUCCCUGGGAGAUCGAGCACCUCAAAGAUGUCAGCCUCAUUCAUCUCAAUUCCAACAGGUUUUGUGGCAUCAUCCCUGAAAACAUAAAGAAGCUGACCCUUCUUUACGAGCUCGACGUGAGCAAUAACCGGUUCGUGGGAGGAUUCCCGGACCCCGUCCUGGAACUUCCGAGCCUCAAGUUUCUCGAUCUCAGAUUCAACGAUUUUGAAGGGCCGUUGCCUCCGGCCCUGUUCGACAAGAACCUCGAUGCAAUCUUCUUGAACAACAACAGAUUCUACUCCAUAAUCCCCACCAACUUCGGCAACUCCCCUGCCUCCGUGGUGGUGAUGUCCAACAACAACUUCACCGGCUGCAUUCCGACCAGCAUCGGAUCCAUGGCUGGCAAGCUGGACGAGUUCAUCGCCUCCGAUAACUCCCUGUCGGGAUGUCUCCCCGAAGAAAUGACCCUGUUGAGCUCGGCCACUGUUUGGGACAUCAGCAGUAACAAGUUCAUGGGAGACCUGCCGAGAGGGAUGGAGUACAUGCAGGAGCUGGAAACUGUCAACAUUGCCAACAAUUUCUUCAGAAGCAAAGUUCCUGACAGCUUGUGUACCCUCCCAGGCUUGAAGAAUCUUACGUAUUCUCUCAACUAUUUCGACUCUGAGGAUCCUCUGUGCCACCCUGGUGCCCUACCAGGCCUGGUUGUGAAGGAUGACAGCAAUUGCUUCGCCAGGGAAGAACACCAGCGGCCGGAGAAAGAAUGCCGUCUCGAAUUGAGUAAGAAAGCCGAUUGCAAGGCCAAUUGCCGGCCGACCAGCGGCAGAGAGGCGCCGAAGCCGGUGCCGGAGGGUCAGGCUCCGGGAAGGCAGCCGUCACCUUAUGGUCCGCCGCCGAAGGGCUCGGUUCCGGUUGAUAAUGAACCGGAAAAGCCGGCACCUGUGCCUUCUCGGAACCUUCCAGAAGGUUCCGAGCCAGGGCGUGCUUCCGCGCCUACACCUGCUCCUGCUCCCAAGCCGGUUAUAACGCCAGAUGGAGAGUUUUACCCGCCGCCUCUUUCCGCCGUCCCGCCAUCGCAAUCACAAUCAUCUCCGACGCCGCUGCCACCGGUUGAAUCAGCUCCUCCACCUCUGCGAGUGGUUCAUUCGCCUCCGCCUCCUUCAACAGCACGCUCAACUCCUCCGCUGUCGCCGGGACAAUCACCUCCUCCAACACCACGGCAUGUUAAUUCGCCGCCGCCGCCUCUGCCACCACAAUCACCGCCUCCAGCACCAAGAUCUGGUAAUCCUCCGGCGCCACCACAGUCACCACCACCAACACCGAGAUAUGGUAAUCCUCCGGCACCACCACAGUCACCACCACCAACACCGAGAUCUGGUAAUCCUCCGGCACCACAACAGUCACCACCACCAACACCGAGAUCAACUAAUCCUCCGGCUCCACCGCAAUCACCACCGCCAACACCGAGAUUGGCUAAUCCUCCAGCACUGCCACCAACGCCGCGAUCCAGUAGUCCAUCGCCGCCACAACCACCACCACCGCAAGGACAAUCACCACCACCACAAGGACCAAGGCGUCCUAGCCCAACGCAACCGCCACCGCCUCCACCAGCUCCUUCAACAACACCACCGCAAAUGCAAUCGCCGCCACCGACACCACGAUCCGUACCAUCGCCGUCUCCGCCUCCACCACAACCACGAGCUCAAUCACCUAGUCCCCCACCACGAACUGACAAUUCACAGCCGCCACCAGCACCAAGACCAGUACAAUCACCUCCUCCUCCACCACCGCCACCACCACCACCACCACCACCACCAAAAUCAGUACAAUCACCUCCUACAACACCGGGAUCCGCUCAUUCACCCCCACCCCCACCCCCACCGCCGCUGCCAAUGCAAGUACAAUCACCGCCACGAUCUACCCAAUCACCACCGCAACUACAACAGCUUCCACCUCCAUCGCCACCAGAUUACCCUCAGUCUCCGCCUGCUGGUCGGCAAGCGCCGCCGCCUCAUGGUUUCCCGCCAAUAAAAUUCCCACCGAUAUUGGGCGCACGCUACGCGGCUCCACCGCCUCCACUAAUCCCUGGAUACUAAAUGACAUUUCUAUAGUUGGCCGCCUUCUGCUACAAAUCCACACCAAAUGCAGUGCAGUGCAGGAUCAUCAUCAUCAUGGGAUGGCACAAGACAAAAGGAAAUUCAAUGUCAGAAUUUGGCAGCACAAUUUUUUUGUUGGCGUAGGAAGUGUAUAUGGAACGUAGACCAGUAGUAGAGUUAGAGUAGAAGAAUCUUGACUGUUGUUGCUGAUCUGAGAGAGAGAGAGAGAGAGAGAGAGAGUCAAGUUUUAAUGGGACUGACUCACUGACUAAAACUAAAUGAUCGACUGACCCUAGCUAGCUAGUCUAGUCUAGUCUAGUCUCUGAUAAAAUGAAAUCAAACCCAACCCAACCGCAAUUUGGCUAUGCGUUCGUUCGUUCAAUCACAACUUCAAUACUUGGGACGACACGACACCCCACACCAAAUAUAAUACUACAUGUAAAAGGCUUUCUUUUAAAUGAAUGUUUAACAUAACAUAAUAAUUAAACUAUUUGAUGCUCAAAAUAUAUAUAUAUAUAUAUAUAUAACUAGUUACACAUACACUGAAAGAAAACUAAUUAUCACACCUAUCGAUCUUCACUUGAGUUCAAUCGGCGAUCGAAUUCGAAUCAUCUGGUCAUUUUGAAUCGUUCUUUGCCCAACGGAUUAAAAAAC